This is a messenger RNA of Cuscuta europaea, 1372 nucleotides long. The record is from the annotation of a GenBank genome assembly. NCBI's taxonomy places the organism in Eukaryota, Viridiplantae, Streptophyta, Magnoliopsida, Solanales, Convolvulaceae.
ACGGAGUAUUAAAUAAGAAAACAAAGAACCCUUUUUUCGAACUGCAACCCUCCAAAGCUUCAAACUUUUAGGAAAUUUUCCCAAGACUAGAGAAAUGGAUGAGGGUAGAGUAGAGAUGGUGCUAGGCAGAAUAAUGGAAUUGAGGUUCAAGAUAACUAAUUGCAUCAGUUAUGGUAGAAAGGAAGGGAGGUAUUUGGGGAAAGGAAGCACAGGAAUGGAUUCAGAGGAGGUAGAGGCUGAAGAAGAAGAAGAAGAAAAAGAAGAAGAUGAAGAAACAUAUUGCCUUUUGAGUAUCCGAGAGGCUAUUGAAAAUCUUGAAGUCCAAGUUUCCUCAUUGCAGGCAAUACACCAGCAACAUGUGUACGAAAAGGCAGAAGCCUUGGCUGGAAUUGCCCAUUCCCAGGACAAGUUGCUCAAGAAGCUGAAAGAGUACAAGGGGGACAAUUUGGACAUUAUAGAAGAGGCCAUUGCUUUUGUUGGUGACACGGCCGAAGAAAGCAACGAUCUCCUACUCCCCCCAUACCCAACCCGACCUUAUUCUCCUUCCCCAGUCGUGGUUUCUCAAAACGGAGUGAUAAGUGGAGCCCGAACGGAGCAAUCGGCAAAGCAUGCCUGCGGGUCCCGCCAAGAAGAGGCGAAAGGUGCAUCAGGAAGGGUGACAUGUUUUCUAGGUGCAGCUGCCAGGGUGGCAUUGACUGUUGCUGGGGUUAUAUCUGCUUUAACAUUGGCUGGGGUUGAGAUCCGUCUAAUGAAAAGACGUAACUGCCCUAAGAUCACAAAUCUGCAGCUGCAGCUGCUUGGGGUUGGCAAGAAAAGGGACAAAGCCGAGUGUCCUCCUGGAAAGGUGCUAGUUUUUGAAAACGGUGAAAGCCGAUGCCUUGUGAGGGAGAGGGUAGAAAUGCCAUUUCACUCUGAUGUUGCGACACCAGAUGUGAGUUAUGGUUGUGGGUGAAAUGGGAACACCUUGUGUGACAAUGUAUUUCGAUUUUACCUUGCUAUGUAAAGUGCGGGUUCUGAAUACGGUCAUGCUACUUGUACACAUAAGUUGUACACAUCUCUUGUACACAUUCUCUAGUUAUCUGAGUACACAGAAGCUUCUAAACGAGCUGCAUGUGUACACAUGCAAUUAGGGGGUGUAUAAGAAAUGUGUACGGCUUAUGUGUACAAAGAGCUUUUUUCUUCUGAAUAACUAUUCGGGCCGUCUCAGUUAGCAAAUUGAGCAUUUAUUAUAUUUAUGUACUUUAAAGAUUGAUGUUGUUCAAUGUAGUGGGGCCAAGUUCAAUGUAAAAAUAGACAUAAAAUUUGGUGAAAUGAAAUGAAAUCUAGAUGUUACCCUAAGUGGAUGAGAUAAAGAUUAUGGGUGUGAGAUGAA